CCAUCAGUUCACUUCUACAAUGAUCCCGGAAACUCGCCAACUUUCAUCACAUCAGUGCACACGGCCGCAUCUCCUCAGUGCGCACGCGUUAUGCAAUAUGGACUCGUGGAUCCUGCUCUCGCCUUGGGUAUGUGGCCGGGUACACGAACGAAGCGAACUUUAACAACGCCGUCAUUCGAGUACGAAGAAUGCCAUUGCAGCUCGCCACCGUUCCUUUUGGAUAUGAUGGAACCCUGUUGCACAGGAUUUUGUCGAACUCCGUCUUCCAGUGCCAGGUCGGUACUGAUUGCAGUAGACGAUUCUCCACCGUCUAAGAAUGCAUUUAAAUACUACAUGAGGUGGCUCAGUCGAUCGGAUGAUGCUGUCACACUGUAUUAUGCCCUGGAGCCAAGUUCACUCCCGUCGGUCCCGCUCACCAACCUUGGUACAAUCCCCCAUGAUGAGUGGUCAAAAAUAAUUCACUCCAAGUUAGAAUGUGUGAGACGCCUGGAAUCCCAAUAUGUGACUGACCUGCAAACUAAAGGAUUGAAUUAUCAGUUUGUGUACGAGACAGCCGAUCAAGUUGGAAAAUCCAUCGUGUCAAAAGCGGAAAAAUAUCGCGCGAGACUAGUGGUUAUGGGCAGUCGUGGACUGGGGGCGUUGCAGCGAACUCUUAUGGGCAGUGUUAGUGACUAUGUGUUGCACAAUGCCAGCACGGCAGUUUGUGUCAUCCCGCACAAUGUUUCCAUAAAUUAG
Opisthorchis viverrini is the source of this 735-nucleotide messenger RNA. RefSeq lists its product as hypothetical. The transcript has 2 exons. Bases 91 to 735 code for a protein of 214 amino acids. The record is from RefSeq and is a predicted model, not a curated record. Lineage: Eukaryota; Metazoa; Platyhelminthes; Trematoda; Opisthorchiida; Opisthorchiidae.